Molecule: messenger RNA, 1419 nt
Organism: Sporothrix brasiliensis 5110
Lineage: Eukaryota; Fungi; Ascomycota; Sordariomycetes; Ophiostomatales; Ophiostomataceae
Product: ccch zinc finger DNA-binding protein
Exons: 3
Coding region: 1-1419 (472 amino acids)
Cellular component (GO): nucleus
Molecular function (GO): metal ion binding
Source: RefSeq, a predicted model, not a curated record
AUGACUUCAGAAGACCAGGAAUUGCUGGCGCGCAUCAGCCAGUUGGCAGGCCACAUCAACCGCCACAAGAAUCAACAGGCCGGCAUCUCCUCGGUGCCCUCGUCUCCUUACAACAACUAUAGCACCCCGCCCUCGUCGUCGACGUACCACGCACCAUCGUACAGACGCCAACCAUAUGCCUUACGAGGACGCGGUAUCGGUGGCGGCGGCUACCGAGUCAAGAGGCCUGCACCGUUCCGAAAUCGAACCCUCGUCCUGAACAGCGCCGGUGCCCCGAGCAGGUCCGACGGUGCCGAGAACGGCGACUCGACGACCGUUUCGGACAGUGGCAGCGGCAGCGGCAGCGGCAGCGGCGGCCCAUCCGCGACGUGGGUUGCCCGGAACGACCGCCAUAUGCAGCUCAUCAACGCGGAUGUAUACGAGAAGGAUGCCCAGUCACGGGCCCGUGCCAUUGAGAAGACACGACUCCAGGGCCAAAAGAUGCGCGACGCCCGCGAACGGGCCAAGCUACAAAGGCAUUUUUCGCAUCUCGCCCACGGACGGCCGACGGCCAGCAACGGCAACGGCAACGGCAACGGCAACGGCAGCGGAAGCACUACACCACAGUCCUACCAGGUUGUGAUUGAAGGCAUCCCGUUUGCCGUGGCCAAGAACGGCAGCAAGCUCAUGAAACUACCCAGUGCGUCGGCCUUGCUCCCGCUGUCCCCGCCUCGCUCUCCCGGCUGUGACUUUUAUGAAGACUCUGCUCACCCGUCGUUAGCCGACCCGCACCCGGCGUCCAGCACGCCCAAGACGGCCGUUGUUGGCGGUGUCAAGUUCUACCGCAGCAAAAACGGCAACCUCUACCGCCACGGCGUGGUCAAGGCCCAGCAACGCUGCCGGUUCCUGCACAACGCAGCCAAGGUGGCCGCGUGCAAGGAUUUCCUGCUCAAGGGCGACUGCGCCCGCGGCAGCGACUGCGACCUGUCGCACGAUCUGACCCCUGAGCGCACGCCGUUCUGCGUGCACUUUGCCAAAGGCAACUGCACAAACCCCCACUGCUCCUAUACUCACUCGCAGGUUUCGUCGGGCGCGCCCGUGUGCCGGCCCUUUGGUCUCUACGGCUACUGCGACCGCGGCGCCGACUGCACGGCGCGCCAUGUGUUUGAAUGCCCCGACUUUAGCAACACGGGCGUCUGCAAAAUCAAGGGCUGCAAGCUGCCGCACCGCGAGCGGGCCAGCUUUAUGCGGCGGACCGUCGAGACGGCCGACAAGUCGGAGACCACCGACAGCGACAGCGCGUACGUCGACGUGUCGAGCGACGACGAGUCGGUGAACAGCGACGAUGUCGACUCGGACGAGGUCGACGAGUUUGUCGGCGCCGACGGCGACGAGGCCGACCUCGACUUUGUGAACCAGAAAGACUACAUUGAGAUUUGA